This is a messenger RNA of Nothobranchius furzeri (turquoise killifish), 2206 nucleotides long. It is a transcript of the gene arl8a, whose product is annotated as ADP-ribosylation factor-like 8A. The record is from RefSeq and is a predicted model, not a curated record. NCBI's taxonomy places the organism in Eukaryota, Metazoa, Chordata, Actinopteri, Cyprinodontiformes, Nothobranchiidae. Gene Ontology annotation, cellular component: lysosomal membrane. Gene Ontology annotation, biological process: anterograde axonal transport; protein transport. Gene Ontology annotation, molecular function: GTPase activity; GTP binding.
CUACCGGAUGUAGAUGGUUCUCUUCUUCCUGUCUUCUCAGCGUUAGCAGGAUAAAGCGCAGCUAGUAAACAUCAAAAAAGGCUUAUAGCGGGCAAGAGAGCUCAAAGCCACCGGGAAACAAGAGUUUUUCGUGUUGGUGUGAAUCUACCGGAGUGUUUAGUUCCUCCGGUAACCGUCGGUGUCUGUCACCGUGUCUGUUAGCGGACACAAACCGGACCUUUGGGGCGUUAGUAGCCUAGCCUAGCCGCAGCUAACGGGAGGAUUGUGAAGAAACGGCUGAAAUGAUAGCGCUCAUUAACAAACUGCUGGACUGGUUCAAGGCGCUGUUCUGGAAGGAGGAGAUGGAGCUGACCCUGGUGGGGCUGCAGUAUUCGGGGAAAACCACCUUCGUGAACGUGAUCGCGUCAGGUCAGUUCAGUGAAGACAUGAUUCCUACAGUUGGAUUCAACAUGAGGAAGAUCACUAAAGGCAACGUCACCAUCAAGUUGUGGGACAUCGGAGGACAGCCUCGCUUCAGGAGCAUGUGGGAGCGUUACUGUCGAGGAGUCAGCGCCAUCGUCUACAUGGUGGAUGCCGCUGAUCCAGAGAAGAUCGAAGCCUCUAAGAACGAACUCCACAACCUGCUGGACAAACCGCAGCUGCAGGGAAUUCCUGUUCUGGUUCUGGGGAACAAGAGGGACCUGCCAGGAGCGCUGGAUGAGAAGGAGCUCAUAGAGAGGAUGAACUUGUCGGCCAUCCAGGACAGAGAGAUCUGCUGCUACUCCAUCUCCUGUAAGGAGAAGGACAACAUCGACAUCACUCUCCAGUGGUUGAUCCAACACUCCAGGACUAAACGGAGUUCCUGAGAAAUGACUCGACUCGCAAAGAACAGGCCAAACCCGACAACCGUAACCCCGCCCCCUCCCCUUUCCACCACCCUACCUGACUUUACAUUACCCCCCCCCCAACUCCAGAUGCAUCGAUACCUCUGAGCUUUGGCUUCUGUUACUGAAUCUCUUGGACCGGGUCAAAUUGGGUAGAAACCAAAGUGAAACCCACUUUUACAGAAUAAUUAAAGCACGGCUCAGAUUCAGCAUGAAGAUCCGACCCGAGGAGUUGAGUGUAAGGUUUAGUAGAACUUCCUCUUGAGCUCGCAUUCAGUUCAGUCUGCAGGAGACCAGCACAUAAACACCAGAGUCCCCAUCAGCGGGUUGAUUAUAGGCUCUAAAGCCUGCUGAGCUAGCCCAAACAACAGAACACGGCCUUCUGGGUAAAAUUACUUCAUGUUAGUUAUCCAAAUCGCCUUUAGUAAACCCAGAACAUCUGCAUCAGCUGAUCUAAAGCACAUCUGGAUGAGCCGACCGGCAGCCUAUCCGUGUUAGGGUGGGCGUGGUCUUGGGCUCCACCCACGCUGUCGGGGCCUCGUCCUGCAGCAGAACCUCUGGUAUCGGUGCAUCUUCCAUCCACACAACCUGUUUUCGGCCAUGUUGGAUUUUAUUCAUCACUACAACUCAUUUUUCCUUUAAACACCAAAUUACCCUUGACUCGUCAGCUUGUGUUGGUUUUCCCACAAUCCUCCUCUCUCCUCUUUCCAUCCAUCCCUCUCUACCUCCAUCGUUCAUCCCUCCAUUAUUUCACACCUUGUGCACCUUCCUCGUCUCUUUUCUUUUUAAUUCUGUUUUCUGUCUCUCUCUCCUCCCUCGCCGUCCCCCUCCGGACGAGCGAACGAGCGAUUUAAACCUUUUUAUUGCACUGUUGAUUUUGCUUUUGUAAGAUAAUAAUAAUGAGAAUAAUGUUAAUAAUCUUAUUGUGAUCUAACCCGACGUGUGCGGACUCGAUGAAGUGGUACUUUAACAGGAGAAGAACAAAUGUUUCUGUUUAUAUCUCUGUAAUUAGAUUUUUAUUCAUAUUUGUUUUAUAUUGUUAUUUUUUAUUGUUUUAUGAGUUCAUGUUUUUUUUUUUUGUCUAACUGGAGUUCAGUGUUUUGUGCUCCGAUCUGCUGAUUGGACCAGCGGUGUCAUGUGAUCUCAUCUGCAUCGUUUUCAACUAAACCAAGACUGUUGUGUAAUCACAUAUUAAAUUUUUACUUUAAAGCCAAAUGAUGUAAAAGUUUUAAUGCUUUUGUUCAGUUUAAUCAACUAAAAACCUGAAACCAAACAUGAAAAAUCACAAGUUAAAUUUCCUUUUAUGCCAGAAUUGAAACCAACAAUAAAACGUCUUCAUCCUG